AUGGGAGUAAUGAAGAGGAAGAGUACUAUUAGGAAAGCUUCCCUAGAUUAUCACAAAGUUUCACAUCUCUAUGAAGCCCAAGAUGCCACAGGGGUACCGGAUAUGGUUUUAUUGGAAGAUUAUACGAGUGAAGAUGCAUUUAUAGAUAAUUUGAAAAUUCGUUAUUCGCAAGAUAUUAUAUAUACAUACAUAGGAUCGGUACUUAUAGCGAUAAAUCCCUACAAAAACAUUCCCAUAUACACUCCAGAGUUUAUCAAUAAAUAUCGAGGUGUCAACUUAUUUGAAAUGCCACCACACAUUUUCGCCCUGUCUGACUUAGCUUACAGAGCCAUGAUGGGUAGUCAAAGCAAUCAAAGCAUGCUAAUUUCUGGCGAAAGUGGAGCGGGUAAAACCGAAUCCAUGAAAAAAGUUAUACUGUACAUAGCAGCAGCCAGCCAUCAUUCUCCCGAAGUUGAAAGAGUUAGAGAAAAAUUGCAAAAAUCGGUGCCAGUCCUCGAGGCCAUGGGAAACGCUAAGACAAAUAGGAAUGACAAUUCUAGUCGUUUCGGAAAAUAUAUGGAUAUCCAGUUUAAUUUUAUGGGGUCAAUAGUGGGAGCUAAGGUUACUAGCUAUUUGCUCGAGAAGUCUAGAGUCGUCUACCAAAACAAAGGGGAAAGGAAUUUUCACAUAUUUUAUCAAGUUUUUAAGAUGAAAGAAAUUUCGGAUGCUUUGUAUUUGCAGCCCGACCCUGCGUCAUACAAUUAUAUAAUGCAGAAAGAUUCGAUGACCGUAGCCACUUUGGAUGACUUUAAAGAAUUAAAAUUGGUUCUAGAAGGGCUUCGAAUUUGCGGUGUUUCCGAGGAAGAAGAAAAAGCAUUUUUUAGCAUAAUAGGAUCGGUUCUACAUUUCGGCCAAAUAAAUUUUGAAGAAAAGGCUGGUAAAUUGGAGAUGAAGAAUGAAGAUCAUUUGAAAUUCGCAUGCGAGCUGAUACAAUGCCCUUCGAACCUAAUGAACAAAGCUUUGCUACACAGGAAGAUAGCUUCCGGAAAAGAUAUAGCAAUAGCAAAUCUAUCAAAAUCCGAGGCCUAUUAUGCCAGAGAUGCCCUCUCAAAGACCAUAUAUGAACGUUGUUUUAUAUGGCUAGUGGAACGCAUGAACGAAUGUCAAAAAUGUCAACUUGAAGAUGGGGUUAAAUGUCGAUUAGGUCUUUUGGACAUUUUUGGAUUCGAAAUAUUUAUUCUUAAUAGUUUCGAGCAAUUGUGUAUCAAUUUUUGCAACGAAAAAUUGCAUCAACUUUUUAUCGAAAAGACUCUGAAGGAAGAACAAGAAGAUUAUCUGAGAGAAGGGAUCGAGUGGAUCCCGAUUGAAUAUGAUGAUAAUUCGCCGAUUUGUCAACUCAUACAAGGUGCGCCUAACGGAAUUCUUGGUUUACUAGAUGAAGAAUGUUUAAUGCCCGGUAAUAGAACAGAUAUCACCUUUCACGCUAAGUUGGAAGAUAAGCUGAAAGAUAACCCCGCCUUUGCCACCAGAACAACUGGAGGUUUGGAUAAGGAAUUGAGGAAAGGGCUCAAACCAGAGGAAUUCAAGAUAAAACAUUACGCCGGCCCAGUUGUUUACAGCGUCGCAGGAUUCUUGGACAAGAACAAAGAUCUACUCUUCCGGGACGUUAAGGAAAUUCUCUGUGAUUCUAAGCACCUCAUUUUAAUUAAAACAUUCCACAAGGAUGAAUUGGAUGACAAGAAAAGGCCCUUAUCAGUUGGCACUCAAUUUAAAAACAGUCUAGAAAAACUUCUGACAACCCUGGAGAAAGAAGAAUUGCAUUAUAUAAGGUGCAUAAAACCAAACAUGGAAAAAUUGGCGGACACAAUGGACGAUACAACCAUCAGGCAUCAAGUGAGAUACAUGGGCUUGGUCGAAAAUGUCAGGGUGUGUAGAGCGGGUUUUGCCUAUAAAAGACCUUACGAAUAUUUCAUUAAAAGAUAUUAUUGCAUAUGUCCAUCUACUUGGCCAAAAUAUUAUCAAUUCUCGUCUGUCGAAGCUGUUAAAGAAAUCCUGGAACAUUACAAAUACACUCUAAAUAUUGACUACAAGUUUGGGAAAACUAAAAUUUUUGUGAAAUCAGCCAAAACUAUAUCCCAGAUGGAAACAAAAUAUUCUAAUCGAAAAAUUGAAUUAGUGACAAUGAUUCAAGCCAUUUGGAGAUGCUACAACGUCAAGAAAAUGUGGGAAGAUCUAAGAUUUUCAAUGGUGUUCGUUCAAAAAUGGAUAAGAACAUUUCUAGCUAAACAAAAGUUUUUGAUUCGCAAAAAAGCCGUUAUAACCCUACAAAGAUUCGCUAGAGCUUGCAUAGAUUUAGAAAAGGGAAAAACCGAAACAGAACCUUAUAAAGAUGUACGUGCAUCAUUGAUACUAUAA
Gordionus sp. m RMFG-2023 is the source of this 2394-nucleotide messenger RNA. Its product is annotated as unconventional myosin-Ic-like. Gene Ontology annotation, cellular component: plasma membrane; cytoplasm; myosin complex. Gene Ontology annotation, molecular function: ATP binding; microfilament motor activity; actin filament binding. The coding region runs from base 1 to 2394 and encodes 797 amino acids. The record is from RefSeq and is a predicted model, not a curated record. Gene Ontology annotation, biological process: vesicle transport along actin filament; actin filament organization. The transcript has 22 exons. NCBI's taxonomy places the organism in Eukaryota, Metazoa, Nematomorpha, Gordioida, Chordodea, Parachordodidae.